GUGAAUACACGAAGGGGCCGACCGCUGCUAGCUAGCUGAAAACAUAAACACUGAUAUUUCUGCCGCCCCAGGACAUCGGUUUCUUCUUUAUCUGUAACUGUUUGUCGGUGAUACUAUCAUUAUGCGGUAACUUACACGACUUACCUUCGAAAAUGGUUGUUUGGAUCUUGGAUUUAUUGACAAGGCCUUGAAGUUGUCCUGCUAACGAACGCCCAUGAUUCAGCUGGACAAACCGGUGCUGACUGGUACCAUGCCUGUGGUAUGGCCCACCAUCCUCGACCUCGGCAGGGAUGAGUGUAAAAGAAUUCUCCGUAAACUGGAGCUGGAGGCGUACGCCGGGGUGAUCAGUGCCCUGCGAGCCCAGGGAGAUUUGACAAAAGACAAGAAGGAUCUGUUGGGAGAACUCACUAAAAUCCUUGGUAUCUCAACAGAACGCCAUCGUGCAGAAGUCCGCAGGGCUGUCAAUGAUGAACGCCUCACUACCAUCGCGUAUCACAUGUCAGGUCCAAACAGCUCAUCCGAAUGGUCCAUCGAAGGACGCCGGCUUGUUCCUUUGAUGCCGAGGCUGGUCCCUCAGACUGCAUUCACUGUCACUGCUAACGCUGUAGCCAGCGCCACAGCCAAUCAAAAUGCAUCCAUGCUGCUGCCGGCUGAAACGGGAAACAAAGAAGUGGUUGUAUGUUACUCCUACACAAGCACUACCUGCACCUCCACCAGCGCUACGGCGACCAGUGGUGCCAUAGGAGCCACGGUGAAGUCUCCGCGACCCCCCAGUCCCUCAUCCAACGUGGUGGUUCUGCCCAGCGGGAGUACCGUCUAUGUCAAGAGUGUGAGCUGCUCCGAUGAGGAUGAGAAACCACGCAAGCGAAGGCGGACCAACUCGUCCAGCUCGUCGCCGGUGAUGUUGAAGGAGGUGGCGAAGGCUUCCCCGCCGGUUUCCAAGAACAUUGCAGUACCGGUGAGCGGGAGCCCCAAGAUGAGCAACAUCAUGCAGAGCAUCGCCAACUCUCUGCCGCCUCACCUGUCACCUGUAAAGAUCACCUUCACCAAGCCCACCAUCCAGACCACCAGCACCACCACACAGAAGGUGAUCAUCGUUACAACAUCGCCAAGCUCCAACUUUGUGCCCAACAUCUUGUCCAAGUCCCACGCCCACAACAACGCCACCAUGUCCAAGCUGGGCUCCACCUCCAUGCUGACCACACCUACUCAGAAGCAGACAGUGGUGUUCCCCGCCAGCUCCAGCACUUCCGCCAACACCAUCGCAGUCACUACCGUGGUCUCAUCCACGCCCUCCGUCGUCAUGUCAACUGUUGCACAGUGCGGUGCUUCAGCUGGAGUGAAAGUCGCCACAGCCCGGCUGCCUUCGCCCAAAACCCUGGUGGGCUCGCCGACUCAGAUCCUGGCCCAGUUCCCUAAACAGCAGUCACCUAAGCACCUGCAGCAGAGUUCAGCCAUAGGGGCUUCCAGCAUGACCCAGACCCAGGCCACCACCACCUCACCUGCCUCCAAACCCACCAUUCAGAUCAAACAGGAGUCAGGGGUGAAGAUAAUCACGCAGCAGGUUCAGCCCAGUAAAAUUCUCCCCAAACCUUCAUCGGUGGCUUUGGCUAGCAGCAGCUCGUCUCCCAUCAUGGUCGUUAGUAGUAACGGAGCCAUCAUGACCACCAAACUGGUCACACAGCCCACAGCUACACAGGCGACCUACACCAGACCCACUGUGAGUCCCAACAUUGGAGCCAGAAUUUCCGCUUCCAGUGGAGGGACCACCUACGUGAAGACCACCAGCGGUAGCAUCAUCACGGUUGUACCCAAGUCUCUAGCCACACUGGGCGGGAAGAUCAUCAGCAGCAACAUAGUGUCUGGCACGACAACUAAGAUCACCACCAUCCCCAUGACUUCUAAACCCAACGUCAUCGUGGUUCAGAAAACCACGGGUAAAGGAGCGACCAUCCAGGGUCUGCCUGGCAAGAAUGUGGUCACCACACUGUUGAACGCUGGGGGUGAGAAGAGCCUUCAGGCCGUUCAGGGGACCAAACCGGCCAUCAUCACUGCCUCUAGACCCAUCACCAAGAUGAUCGUCACACAGCCCAAAAGCUUGAGCUCCGGAUCCCAGUCCACCGCCACCAAGAUCAUCCCCACCAAGAUCGUCUAUGGCCAACAGGGCAAGACACAGGUCCUCAUCAAGCCGAAGCCGGUCUUCCAGACGGCGGUGGUGAGCGAACAGACACGGCAGCUGGUCACGGAGACGCUGCAGCAGGUGACCCGCUCGGCAGACCUGGGUCAGAGCCAGACCUCAGGCCAGGACGGGUCCACGAAGGACGAGGCCGGUGCCUUCACGGAGCCCGGAGGUCUGGUCACCGAGGCCUCGCACAGCGCCGCUCAAGCCCAUACUAGACUCCGUCCCACCUUGUCCCGUCCCUCCUCAGACCCUCAGCCUGUAGUACAUGUGGUGUCCUCCAGAGAGCAGGAUUGGACUGAGCAGGAAGUGUCCGUUGAGUCCAGUCCGACCAUCAUCUACCAGGAGGUGUCUGCAGCGGAAUCCCAGUCGGCCACUUCCACCAUCAAAGCGCUGCUGGAACUGCAGCAAACAGUAAAGGAGAAGGGGGAGGCCAAACCGAGGCAGCACACCAUCGACCUGAGCCAGAUGGCCGUUCCCAUUCAACUGGCCCAGGAGAAGAAGCCGAGCCCAGAGUCGCCCCGACCCUCCACCUCAGAGGCCGAGCCCAGCACUGAGCAUGUCACAGCAGGUAAAGCCAGCAGAGGGGGCGUGUCUGCAGAGGAUGACAAUGUGGUCAUGUCCUCCAGUCAGCAGCUGGGGAAGCCGUACAAAAUCACCAGCCAGGGAACCACGAUAACCAAACCGGCUGCGACGACCUCUGUGGCCACAGUUCCACACCUCAGCCUCACGUCUUCGGACGGUCCUGGUAAAAGUGAGACGGUGUUGGAGGUGGGAGAGCUGGAAGGUGACACUUUGGACCCCCAGACCGGGCUGUUCUACCGCUCCAGCCAACCGACCUCAGAGCCCACAAAGCAAAGCAGCCACACAGCUGGAAGUCAACCUCCGGUUCUGAGCCCGGUGGAGGCCGCCACCACACAGCCGCCACCGCCACAACUGCAGAGCAAACCUCAGAUUAGCCAGCCUUCCUCUUCCUCCUCGUUGUCCUCCUCCUCCUCCUCCUCUUCUGCUGCCUUCCCCUCCACACCUCCACUGACAAAGAAACUCCCCAAACUACGAGAGCAGGUCCCACCCAAACCUCCUCAGACCUUGACUCAGAGUCCAAAGGACAGACCUGUGGCUGUGCCUGCUCAGGCCAGCCCAAAAGUCACAGCUCCGGGAACGCCCACGAAACCCCUGGUGACGCCACAGCUCCCAAAACUCCAGCAGGCACCCACAUCCCACCACAGGCCGCUGCAUACGCCGAUGUCGCAUCCGCCUCCACUGCAAGCCCACCACCCGGUCAGCACGGAGAAGACGGCCUCCAGUCAGCAGCCAAUCAUCACUCAGAGCGCCACCGUCACCAAGAUCACCUUUGGCACUUCCCACCAUUCAUCGCCGGUCUUCAGCAGCGGCGAAGCCACCGCCAAGCUGAUCCCAGAGUCCAGCUCGGGGCCCUCGGGGGACAAGCAGUCGGUGUCGGACAUCCUGAAGAUCUCCAUGAUGGAGGCGGAGAUCGACCCCAGUACGGAGCCCAUGGUGGUGGACUCUUCCAGUGACUGUGGCCCUCUGGGGAAAGCCCUGGAGGUCCAGGCGGUCUCAGGCACACUGGACUCGGGCCAGUUCAUCAGCAGCUCUGGGAGCUCCAUGCAUCAUUCCCACACAAAGGGCCAGCAGUACAGCUGCAUGCAGGGCCUCGCAGCACAGAGGAGCAAAGAGGACCUGGACGUCAUCGAGGUCAUCCCUCAGUUCUCCAUCCUGCCAGACUCCAGUCAGUCCAACGUAGUGGUGGAGCCCAGCGGUUUCCUGGAGAUCACCAACUAUACCAGCCAGCAGUUGGAGGAGGACAGCCCCAUGGAGCAGGAGGUCGACAGCAGCAACGAUGAGGCGGCGGCGGCAAGUCCGCCCGACCAGCCGUAGCCCACUCCUCAGCUGAGAGCGUCGGGAUCACCACGAAGACACAGGGACAAAGACACCUGUUUGACUGAUAAUGGACAGAAUGACUGACUAGCAACGUGCAACAAUCUCUUUGUGUAAAAUAUAUAUAUAUAUUUUUUUUCUUUGUUUUUCCCACUCCAGAAAGAAAGACUCCUGGUUUUUAUCAGCAACAAGAACAGGUGGAUGUAAAGUUAGGGCAAUGCAGGAGGAUUUGUUUUAGUUCAGUUGGAAAAGAGCCUGUCAGAAUAUGUUGAACACCUCCAGCACAUUAACAUGGUAACUGUAACCUUCACAGGCCAGUCGGAUUUUCUGGUGUUGGAAACUCUGUUCAUUUUAAAACCAGACAGCAGCGACGCAUAUGUGUCUGAUGACAAACGGACGUCUUCUUUUGAAGGAUUCCUCAUCACCAGUACUUUGUUCUCUUUGUUUUGUAAUAAACUUUUAAAACUACUUAUAGGACUUUACAUUUUCAGAAGGGAGCAUGAAAACAGUGAAGCAGAACUGUAAAACCAGGUCUGGAUGAAGGACAGAGUCCGACACGUUGCUGUUUAUUGUAACUGAUGUAAAGUAAGAUGAUGAAAUUACCUUUUUUGUAAGAUAAAUUCUGCUGUUCAGAAAGUUGCUGUGAGUAUGCAUUUGCUUUGCAUAGUGUUUCAACUAUGCAUUUGUUUUAUACCUUUUCAAACUAGAAGACUAGUUGAGAAAAAUAUCAUUUAAUCCACACAAUAAACCAUCUGAGUAGAAACACA
Messenger RNA from Sphaeramia orbicularis (orbiculate cardinalfish), 4845 nucleotides. RefSeq names its product EMSY transcriptional repressor, BRCA2 interacting (gene emsy). Gene Ontology annotation, biological process: regulation of DNA-templated transcription. Lineage: Eukaryota; Metazoa; Chordata; Actinopteri; Kurtiformes; Apogonidae. The record is from RefSeq and is a predicted model, not a curated record. The transcript is spliced from 20 exons. Bases 215 to 4078 code for a protein of 1287 amino acids. Gene Ontology annotation, cellular component: nucleoplasm.